CAUGUUAGCUGUGGAUCAAAUUCAAAAGUUUUAUCUUUACAAGAAGAGGACAGACAGUAGAUUUUCCGUGCCCACAGUUGUUGAUCUAUUCAUCGACAAUGACGACGAUGACGAUGGUUGCCCAGCAAGCCAUCAUAAAAAUAACUUUGAUCCCCAUGGGGAUCAGAGGGAAAUGAUUCGAAAAAUAGAUGAGCGAAGAGAAAAGAUGGGAAAGGCUCUCAACAAACACAGAUAUUUGACAGAGGAGCUAAACUUGGCGAUCGAACAACUGGCGACAGACCGCGCCAAUCUAAUGCUAGAGCGCCAUCUGUUGGCAGUAACCAAGGAGAGGAUGAGAAUGAAGAAAGAGCUAGUGUCAUCAUCUAGUUGUCUGAGAGGACUCAUCAGGUCAAAGUUCAAAGCUCCUCUAGAAUCAUUGAGUAUGGAAUCUUUACUCGACGUCGACAAAAAUAACAAUUCGAAAUCAUCGGCGGCGUCGACCUCAGAACUCGAUUCCGGUAGGAACUUCCAGGCGAAUGUCAUGCUCGAAGAUCGGGUUCGCAAACAUUUUCCAAAACUCCGCGAUCGAUGUCGGAACCUCACGAAUACCGACGAAGCGGCCAGACUUCAGGAAGACAUCAAAUUGCAGGAGGAGAUUCUAAACUAUCUCUACUUGAAGGUUGAAGCGAUUAUCUUCAAGAAAUCCUUCAAGAAACCAACGAACAACAAGCCGACGACUUCCAUGGCGUUGGUGCUUCUGUCGUCAUCAUCGACGCCUUCGAAGCCGAAAUCGGACGACAAACGGCGCAAGCGAAAACAGCUUCAGACAACAUCGAGAACGAGAACGAACAGCUCGGAAGAAACACGGAGUUCCGGGAUUGGAUCCAUCGACAGCCUUUUCCGGGACGUGAUCAGGCAAGUUGGAACGGAGAGCCGUUCGACAUCGCGCAGCACUUCAUCGACCACGGGAGCAUUGCAACAAAUCACGAUUGAUAUUGCUGAUUCAUGACUAUAAAGACGAUCACAAAACCAUAUGUAUACAUAACCCCAGCGAGUGUGUAUUUUUUUUUAAUUAUUCAACUCAGGACUUGAAAUUCGAUUGCUAAAUAAUUCAAGAAAUGGCAUAAGCUCAUUCACAAACGGGAGUUUUCGAAACAGCUAUACACAGACGCUUUCUGUAACGUAGACAAUCUAUUGUCAAAUUCCCUUCAUGACAAUGAAGUCUUUGUCGAGGGUUGGUGAAUCGAAACAGCAGUUUCGUCCAUGACUCUUGACCAACGACAUGUUUGCAAUUUCACUGUGAUUUGACUUGCAUUUUCAAUGCAUUCGCUGCUGAGUAGGAUUCAUCCCGUGACACUGACAGAAAACUCGCUGUUGCAGUCACACCGCCGAAACCGUCUCCAACUCGACCCAUAAUGAACAUUCGAAAAAUAAUAAAGAAUGAUUACACUGUAAUAUUUCAAUUUAUGAUGUAGGACAAAAGAAUGUUGUUGAUUAAUUGCCUUGUUCAAUGACAUAUGUACACGUGCAUGCCGUGGCUGCAGGAUUAAACUCUGGGGCCCGUAUUCUGAAGUCAGGUUUAACUUAGACCAUGGUCUAACUCUGUGCUAAAAUUAUGGGAAGCCAUAAGUGUCAAUUUUUUUUUAUCAAGUUGUAUGUUUCUUAUGUUUACUGUGCUCUUUCCUGAUUCAUCGACGGUGAAGACAAUCAUCUAUUUAUACUUCUUGACAAUUAUGAAUGA
Lytechinus pictus (painted urchin) is the source of this 1720-nucleotide messenger RNA. RefSeq lists its product as uncharacterized. The transcript is spliced from 5 exons. Lineage: Eukaryota; Metazoa; Echinodermata; Echinoidea; Temnopleuroida; Toxopneustidae. The record is from RefSeq and is a predicted model, not a curated record. Bases 2 to 988 code for a protein of 328 amino acids.